Trichoplax adhaerens is the source of this 690-nucleotide messenger RNA. RefSeq lists its product as uncharacterized. The record is from RefSeq and is a predicted model, not a curated record. Bases 1 to 690 code for a protein of 229 amino acids. Lineage: Eukaryota; Metazoa; Placozoa; Uniplacotomia; Trichoplacea; Trichoplacidae. The transcript has 6 exons.
AUGUCGCGUCAAGAGGCGUCUGCAGAUUGGCUUCACUGGGAUCAUCAUUCCACUCCUGGAACUACUGAUUUACUACGUUCCCGAGAGACAUUCCAUGAUCAACAUCGCAUGGUUAUGAAUGGUGAAAAGGAUUCAAGUUCCUAUUUUGAAAUAGGAGAGAUGUUUCCUGAAUCAUCUAAUAACGUCAGUAAUCAGAAAACAGGUGAAGGUUCGCGUGAAAUAUGGCGCCAUAACAAUCAAGUAACCGUAGCGACAGCAGUACCGACAACAUCAACUGCCAUGAACGUUUUAUAUGACGGCAGGGGUUAUCCUCAUGAUUUAUCUACGACCGGCCACCGUUCACACCCUCCACCGCCACCGCCACCAGCACCACCAGUUACACAGGCGUCACAGCAAUCAAAUGAUUUUAAUAAUAAUGGAAGAGAUGUAGUAGUAGGAGUUGAUUCAAUGGAAGAACAUUCAAUGCAUGAUCUAUCAACAAAUUAUCAUGAUGGUUACAUCGCCAAUACUACAGCAGCCGUAAACAUUGAUCCAAUGGGAGACGAGUUAAACAGAAGCUCACAGGCUAAAGCAUGGACCACUAGAAGCAUAUUUCUAGUAAUCCAUGACCUCAGGUUCUUACCAGAAAAGGUCUCUUGGGAGUUAGAGAAAGAAAGGCUUCGAUUGCUUAUGUAUAUGAACUUACAUUAA